UAUAAAACAAAAAAAGGAGAGAGAGAGAAGGAGAAGAAAGAGGGAGAGAGAGAGAGAGAGAGAGAGGGGGGAACAAUUGAAAGCUAAAGAUCUUUCAUGUCUGACAAUUGCUUCGAAACAAGAUCUUUGAAAACUAUUGAAAUCGGUUUUCUCACUGGAGAUAGUCACCGGAGCUUAUUUUCCGGCGAUUAAUGGUACAUGUCAGGGGAGUGACUGAUGACUGAUGCGAUUAGUCUUGUUUCUAUAACAACUAAUUUAUUAUCAUCAAAUCGAGUUAAUUUACAGAGAUGGAUAGAAGCAGAGAAGCGAGGAGAGUCACCAUGGCCGCUGCCGCCACCACAAAUGGCCUUUCACGGCGGCGGCAUAGAAGUAGCUCUCUUAGAGACUCUCCAGAGGAUUAUGGGCCGGUGGAGUUACAGGAAACGGCGCGUUUAAGGGAUCGAAAGAAGGAUCGAGAUCGUGAAAAGGAACGGGAACGGGAACGGGAACGAGAUAGAGAGCGGGAUAGAGAACGAGAUAGAGAAAGAGAUCGCUUGAGUAGAACGAGUAAGAGAAGAAGAGGCGAUAUAUUGAUAAGUAACAGAGAAGAUGGAGGCGAUGAUACUUCUGAAGAAAGCGUAAACGAUGACGAAGAUGAUUAUGACGAAGAUGGCGGCGGAACCGGCGGUGGAGGUUCUCUUCGGAUACUUCCGCCGAACACCACUGCCGGGUCUUUGUCGAUAUCAAAUCAUCAUUAUCACCAUCACCAACAUCAUCAACAGCAGCAGCAUCAGCAUCAGCAUCAACAUCGGAAGAGCUUUCCACCGUCAGUGAAAGUUAUUAGAACAACAUCACCGGCGGGGACGACUGUGAGUACCACCAUGACUACCUCAUCUAAAUGGAAGGCUGCCGAUGAGAUGAUUGGCGUGUCGGUGCCUAGAAAAGCUCGGUCAGCUUCUACUAAAAGGUCUCAUGAAUGGGCUUCAAGUGCCGGUGGCGCUGGUGUUAUAGGCGCAGAGAAAAUUCACCAUCAAGCUUCAACUUCGCCGGUGAGGACAGUUGUAACUGGGACGCUAUCAUCACCGUCUCGGGCUUCAGCCUCCCCAUCUUCUUCCAAUCCUUCUAUGAGGAAGAAGAUGAAGCUUAACGGACCAAAACAAAGGCCACCGAAGUCGUCAAAAUAUUCGUCUUCAGUACAGGAGGAGAUUGAGAUCGAGAUUGCGGAGGUUUUAUAUGGUUUGAUGAGACAGCCACAAGUCGCAUCUAAACAAGAUAUAAUUGGGAAUGAUUUGGACAAGUUUGAUUCAACAGAAGUUAAUAAACCCAAUAAUGAUGCUAAAUCAAGUGUCUCGUCACCGAUCUUAAACUCCCCAUCAACUCUUCCUCCAUCAUCUUGUAUUUUGCCUUCAAAUUCUAACUCCUCUGCUACUCCUAUGUCUGCAAUUGCUCCAAAGAGGAAAAGACCGAGACCGGUGAAGUAUGAGGAUGAGGUGACGACAGCGCCACCUCCUUCUGUUUUCACUGUUAGGAACGGUUCCAUUUCAUCUACUACAACUAAGGUUGAAAUUGAGCAACCAGCUAAAAUUGAAGCUACUUCUCCCAAUUUGGAGAAGAAUUCAGGAUCCGUGGUUGAAAAUGGUGGGAAUUCUUAUGAUUUGAUGAAUUCUUCACAAGCCGCAACAGCUUCACCGGAGCUGGUUCAGGCUGAACCAAUGAAGGAAGAGAAAAACAAUUUGGUACCUGAUUCAAAGCCUUUGACCAUAGCAUCUGAGAGUAGAGAUAUCGGUAUCAGUACAAAAGAAGACUCUCAAUUGGCAAAGAAGGAAUCUUCACCUUCUUCUAUUAUUAAUCCUUCUUCGGCCGGUGUCCGAUUGAAUGAUGAGCAUGAGAAUUUGACAGUAACAAAAACGAAUUCAACGGUUUGUGAGAUUGAGGGCCAGCGGGAAGAGAAGUUCCAGAUAGAUCUGAUGGCUCCUCCGUCUAGAUCAUCUGCAGAAAGGGAUGCUGAUGGUGAUUUUGGGGCUUCAGAUCCUAAACCAAUGGCCAUAGAUAUGGAAUUGGAGAUGAACUCUAUGGUAAAGGAAGAUGAUAAAAGAGUGAAAAUCGAAAAGGAAGAUGUGAAUGUGGAUGCUGAGGAUAGUAAUAAGAAGGCCAAACCGAUUGCUGAAGAAACUGAAUCACAUAAACCAUUUGUAAAGAAAGAAAGGAAUAUUGAUCUACUGCUUGAUUUGGAGAAAUCUGAUAGAGAUAGUGGCACAGGUAGUAUUGGUGCGAACAAGCUCAACCACCAUGUUCAAAAGCUGCAGCAUCAACAGCCCAGUAUGGAGAAAACUGCACACUCUGGUUCUUUACCUUUGCCGAUGUCAAUGGCUAACUGGCCUAGUGGACUUCCUCCAAUGGGAUACAUGGCUCCUCUACAAGGUGUUGUAUCCAUGGAUGGGAGCCCUAUAUCUUCAGCAGCUAUUCAGCCUCCACAUUUGCUUUUUACUCAACCAAGACCACCAAGAUGUGCAACCCAUAGCUACAUUGCUCGGAAUAUACACUAUUUCCAGCAAUUUAUGAAGAUGAAUCCUUUCUGGCCAGCAGCACCUGGUUCAGCAUCAAUCUAUGGGCCGAAGGUUUGCAAUCUAAAUGUAGUGCCCACUUCGGAAUUGCAUGGGAACAUUUCUGUGAGAGGUGUGAAUUCUGUACAAGAGAAGGGGCAGGGUCUUGCAAUUUUUCCUGGUCAUGUUGGCAAAGGUAAAGGUUCUCAGGCGGCUGCAAACAUGGUGGACGCUGCACAGAGGAAGCAAAUACUGCUCCAGCAAGCUUUACCUUCAGGGGCAUCCGGUAAUAUCCUGCAUGGUCCAGCUCUUAUUUUCCCAUUGAGCCAGCAGCAGAGCCCUGCUGCUGCUGCAUCUGUCCAACCUGGGUCUGGGAAAUCUCCUGCUGCUGGCAGCACAGCUUCUUCGAUUACAUCUAACUCAGCCUCAGUGAGUGCCACCCCGGCAGCCCCAGCUCUGAGCUUCAACUACCCAAAUAUGCCAGGCAAUGAAACCCAGUACUUGGCAAUUCUGCAGAAUAAUGCCUAUCCAUUUCCUAUUCCUGCACAUGUUGGAGCACAGCCUGCUUAUCAAGCUAAUCAUGCUCAGCCUAUACCUUUUAUUCAUGGAUCUUUCUAUUCUGCCCAAAUGCUUCGUCCUUCACAGCUUCAGCAACAGCAACAGCCACCCACACAGUUACAGCAAAGCCAACAAGGUCAUCAGAACACUAGCAUGUCCAGUGGUUCAUCAUCCUCCCAGAAGCAUUUGCAGAACCAGCAGAAGAGACCAAAUGGAAGUGGUGUGAGUAAUGGCAGUGGAAACUUGCAAGUUUUUCCGACCCCAAAAAAUCAGUCACCUCAUCCCCUACAGCUUCAGCAACAGCAGCAACAGCCAAGUAAGCAUGCUUCUCAUCAAGCUCGGCAACUUGAGGGUGAAUUAGGUAGCGAAGAUAUCCCAUCAAAGGCUGAUAGCCGACUAUCUCAGGCGAAUAUGAAUAUUUAUGGUCAGAAUUUUGCUAUGCCUUUACAUACUCCAAAUUUUGCUUUGAUGACUGCUCCUUCAAUGGGUGGUUCCAUGAGUUCCAGUGGUAACCAUGGGGAGAAGAAGCAAUCAACACAGCAGCCACAGCAGCCAGUCUCAAAGGCUGGAGUUGAUAUUCUCACAUCUCAAGCUUUUGCUAUGUCAUUUAAUGGUUCUACUGCUCCAGGCCUUGAUAUUUCCUCCUUUGCACAAAAUCAUGGCCUUCCGGAAAGUACAAGGCAAGGCUAUCAGCAGAUUAUGGCGGCUGCUACAGCUGCCCAAGCUGCACAACAGAAGAAGAAUAAUUAUCAUGCUUCCGAAGAUGGGAAACGCGGUACUAGGGAUGCAUCUAGUGUGGAAGAAGAAAGGAAGGCCAUGGCAGGAAAGAGUUCAGAAACUUUUGGGCAGUCCAUUGCCUUCUCUAGGCCGGAUCUGUCUGAUUCAUCUGUUUCCACUAAUCCAGGCAACAAUGUCAUUGAUAGUUCUGUCCGUACACUUAAUCUUGGCUCUGCACCUGCCAGAACUUCAGGUUCGGUUAUGCCAGCUUCAAUCAGUGGCAUCAAUGCUCCUAAUUCUCAGCUGCAACUUAAGCGGAAUCAACAACAGCAACAGCAGAUGCUUCAGCUUCAGAAGCCGCACCAAUUUGGGGCUGCUCCUGCUCCCCAAAGUAAGACACCAGCAAAAAGUAAUGGAAGUGCUUAUUCUGAUCACCUUCCUUCACCAUCUAUGCCUGCCAGGUUUCCAAAUGCCCUGUCUGCAUAUCCUCAAAAUCUAGUGCAAAGCAGUGGCAGUUCAGCUCAGUCUCCUCAAUGGAAGAAUUCUAUGAGGACAGCUAUCUCUCAAGUUCCUUCUGCAUCUCUAUCUUCAACUUCAUCAUCCCUCAAGAAUAUUCCCCCGCAACAAGGUCGGCCACAGCAAAGCCACACACACAUUUCUUUUGCUGCUAAUUCUAAAUCAACACAAGGCCAACAGCCUACUGGUAGUACUCCAUCCCCCUCUCAUCCUAUGAUGGUUGGCUCUCCCUCAACUUCAAUCUCCAGGAGUGCUGGUGGUAGCCCAAGGACAGCUAGUUCCACUUCUACUGGCAACAAAGGUGGCCAAGCAUCUAGUUUAUCGACUCAGCAGGCCAAGAACUCACCUUCAGUGCCUAGUCUGAAGUCAUCUCCUGUCGGUGGAAGGAGUGUGCCAUCAAUCCUGGGAAACCCUCACAUUAGUUCAUCUUCAAAUACUGUAACCAAGCCCCAAGUGGCGCAACAGCAGCAGCAUCAGCAUCAAAAGCAUGCAUUGCAUCAAACGCAGAUGUUAUUUUCUAAUGCUUUCAUGCAGGGCCAAGUUCAAAACUCAGCAAGUGCAACAGCUGCAAGUGGGUACUAUCUUCAAAAACACCGCAAUGAGCAACAGCACACACAGCCUCCAAGCUCAUCAACAACUUCAAUGUUGUCGAUGUGUUCUGCGGUUACUCUUGCCAACACUGGCACCACUGACCCUGCAAAGGCAGUAGUUGCUGCUGCUGCAGGCAAUAUGAAAGGAGGUGGCUUAGCGUCACAGGGACUUAUCCAUGCUGCACAAUUUGCUACUACUCAGUCCUCUGGAAAGCCGCAUCAGUAUGUGCCAGGCUUCCCAUUUGUUCAUGCUGUCCCUGCUGCUGUUCAGGUAAAACCAGCAGAUCAACCUGCUGGUGAGUAGAAUUAUGUUCCUUUUUGCUUCGUAUUGCAAACCCCAUAUAGUGAACAAGAAACAGAUUCAGCAACAAAAAGAGAUUUAGUUAGAUUGGGUACUGAAGAUUUAUGAAGGGGACACUGGUUUCUUGCCCAGAAAUGACAUUAUGCGCUCUGACACAGCCCAAACAAGACUUGACAAAAUGCAAAAGCGGAGGUGAUUGAAAGCUAUUACGUGGCAUAGAACUCACUCAACCCACAAUUUUGCAAAGAUUAAUGCAGUGGUGGGGAAAUUGUUCCUUGUAAAUUGUGCCUUGCAAUGUGUAUCCAACAUAUUUAUGUAAUCUUGUGUUUAUAACCUGAGAAGGUUGAUCCUGAAGUCUCUAAUUAAAUUUGAUUGGUUUGGUGGGCAGAAGAUGGAGUCAAAAAUGUUUUGUAGGGCAAAAGAAGAUGGUAGGGAUGAGGAAAAGAAAGGAAGAGCAACACCUACUUUUCCAUCUUUUGGGGCUGUAAUGGAGGUUCUUUUUCUUAUGAUUCUCUUCUUUUCUUUUAGGAUUUUGAAUUUUCCAAGAUAGAUGACUCAACAAAUCUUUUGACAUAAUAUUUAUGCAACUGAAAGGUGUAUAUGUAUUUGUCUAUCACAUAUAAGAGUAACCCUCUUAGAUUUUUUUAUAUAACUCUCCAUUUUGAUUAUGUGCCUCUUUGGGUAAUAUGCCUUACUUUUAACUAGUCUUUUACUACUUGAUUAAAUUAUUUUCUGUACAUUUUAUUUACUGGGCUCAAAGAAAAUUUCGUUUAGAAUUUUCUGCCGCAACAAGGAAUAUUCUGAGACAGAAGUUUGUUUU
This is a messenger RNA of Durio zibethinus, 6024 nucleotides long. Its product is annotated as protein TIME FOR COFFEE-like. Gene Ontology annotation, cellular component: nucleus. The record is from RefSeq and is a predicted model, not a curated record. Gene Ontology annotation, biological process: regulation of circadian rhythm. Lineage: Eukaryota; Viridiplantae; Streptophyta; Magnoliopsida; Malvales; Malvaceae.